Molecule: messenger RNA, 1404 nt
Organism: Drosophila mojavensis
Lineage: Eukaryota; Metazoa; Arthropoda; Insecta; Diptera; Drosophilidae
Product: serine protease inhibitor 42Dd
Exons: 4
Coding region: 60-1253 (397 amino acids)
Molecular function (GO): serine-type endopeptidase inhibitor activity
Source: RefSeq, a predicted model, not a curated record
AUAUAUACACACAUACAUAUAUGUGUAUUUAUUUCGCAUAUAUAUAAAUUGAAACAAUCAUGACGCUCAGCUCAGUGCAGUGCCUAUUACUUUCCUUGGCAAUUCUCGGCAGCUGCCAAGCGAGAACCUCGGCCGGCUUAGAUGCUGCCCGAGAUCGCAAUCUGCUCGCUGCCGAUCUCUACAAUGCAGUGGGUGCGGAGCGACUCAAUGAGAAUGUUGUGAUUGGCACCGCCGCCAUACAGACCUCGAUGGCGCUGGCCUUCUUCGGGGCCAAGGGCCAGACAGCCAUAGAGCUGAAGGAGGGCAUGCGCUUGGGCAUUGGCGAUGCGGAUCAGGUGUCGCAGCGCCAUGGCAGCUUCCAGCAGGCGCUGACGCGCGACAACAAUCUGCGGCUGGCCAACAACAUCUACAUCAACGAAAAUCUGGAGUUCAAGAACUCUUUUCGUGAUGUGGCUCAACGUCAAUUCGACUCGAACAUUGAGAAACUCGACUUUCAUCCGCCGUACAACAAGCGCACUGCGGCUGCCAUUAAUCAGGCUGUGGCGACCAAGACAAAUAAUCAGAUUAAGGACAUACUCAGGGCGGAGCUGCUCAACGAUCGCACCGAGGGAGUCAUUGUAAAUGGCGUCACGUUCUCCGCACCCUGGCAGAAGGCCUUCAAGCUGGAAAAGACAAAGAGUCGCAGCUUCCGCACGGGCGAUGGCCAAAACGUCAAUGUGGAGACCAUGUGGACGUUGCAGAACUUGAACUAUGCCGAGGUUAGCAGCCUGGACGCCAAGGUGUUGGAGUUGCCCUAUCAAAAUCAGGAGUUCUCAAUGAUCUUGCUGCUGCCCAAUCGCAAGGAUGGCCUGCGUGCCCUCCAACAGAGUCUGGUGGGCAAGAAUCUGCUCACCGAACUGGGCUCGAUGAGCAUGCAGAAAGUGGAGGUGGAGCUGCCCAAGUUCAGUGUCACUUUCGGCCUUAGCCUCGAGAAACCUUUCAAGCAGCUGGGCGUUACGACCAUGUUCUCCCGCGAGGGAGACUUUGGUAAUAUGUACCGUAUGUUCGUCAGCCACUUCAUCAACAACGUCGAGCACAAGGCCCAUGUGGAGGUCUCUGAGGCGGGCGUCGAGCAGCCUCUGGAGACGGGUGUUUUGAAGGGCUUGUUCUCGCGCUCGAAGAAAUUUGAGGCGGAUCAUCCAUUUGCCUUUGCCAUCAAAUACAAAGAUUCGAUUGUCUUCAUGGGACACAUUGCUAAUUAUGCUUAUGUCUGAGCUCAAAUUUUACCCUCCAGCUAAGUUGAGGUGCAAAUUAACUAUCAAAUUCAUUUGUUUUCUUUUCUGUUUUUAUGUUUUUAGUUAAUGAACGCAAAUUUGAUUAGCAAUCAAAUUAAAACAAAUAAAUUUUGAAUGUCGCCAGCAUAAA